Messenger RNA from Oncorhynchus nerka (sockeye salmon), 2726 nucleotides. Its product is annotated as tissue factor-like. The transcript is spliced from 7 exons. Bases 183 to 1064 code for a protein of 293 amino acids. Gene Ontology annotation, biological process: blood coagulation; cytokine-mediated signaling pathway. Gene Ontology annotation, cellular component: plasma membrane. Lineage: Eukaryota; Metazoa; Chordata; Actinopteri; Salmoniformes; Salmonidae. Gene Ontology annotation, molecular function: protein binding; cytokine receptor activity. The record is from RefSeq and is a predicted model, not a curated record.
GCGAAUUCAGUGCGAUAUAAAAGUGGGGCACCAGCAGCACUGUGCAGUUAUCUGACAAACUUUGAUGACUUCUUAGACGAACAGCAGCUACACGCGUUUCACCUGGGGGUGGGAAAAAAAAUCUAUGUUCACAAUUCGCAUUCGAUAGUAAAGAGGCUACCGUAACAAUUUGGAUUAUCAUAAUGGAGGAUGUAAGGACUUUCCUUCACUUCGGAGUUUUACUCUCAUCGGUACUAUUCACAAUUGGAGCAGCUGGUGAAGAUUAUUUCCCUGAGGCAAUGGAUGUUCAGUGGGUGUCCAAUAACUUCAAGACUAUUCUAACAUGGGGCCCUGAGCCUACCAACUACACAUACACUGUUGAAUUUUCUAGGGUUGGUAAGGACAGACAAAGGAACCCUCACUGCAUCCGGAGCUCGAGGACAGAGUGUGACCUCACCAACGAGCUGCGGAACCUGCAGGAGACCUACUCUGCCGACAUCCUAUCAGAACCCCUACCCGGUGUUACCUCUGACCUUGUGGAGUUCCCCUACACCCGAGCCGAGAGGUUCAGCCCUUACAAACACACUAAAAUAGGAGGACCCGCUUUCAAGAUUGUGCAGAGCGAAGACAAGACCAAGAUGAUGCUCCACAUCCAGGACCCUCUCACUCCCCUCUACAAAGAUGACCAGCUGUUAACGAUCAGAGACAUCUUCAAGAGUGACCUGAAAUACAGAGUCAUAUACAACAAAGCUGGGAGCACAGGAAAGAAAGAGAAGAUGUCAGACCUGAGAGAUGUCGAGCUGACCAAUCUGGAUAAAGGACAGAGCUACUGCGUCAUAGUGGCAGCCUAUAUCCCCUCUCGUUCUGCACAGAAGAGACUGGGAGAUUGGAGCAAGGCGCAGUGCUCACCCAGAGAGAACAAGACCAUCUUUGAGGAAUUCAGCUUUGGUGUGAUCUCAGGUGCCAUUGGCAUCAUGCUGGCUAUAUUCAUCAUCCUCAUCACUCUCACUGUGGUGUGUUGUAAACGCUGCUGCAAAAAGACCAAAACUGUGGACAAGGAUAACCUGCAGAUGAGUCCAGUGUAAAGGACCUGAGCCCUAGGACCAUGCCCCAGGACUACCUGACAUGAUGACUCCUUGCUGUCCCCAGUCCACCUGGCCAUGCUGCUGCUCCAGUUUCAACUGGCCUGGGCCCUAGGACCAUGUCCCAGGACUACCUGACAUGAUGACUCCUUGCUGUCCCCAGUCCACCUGGCCAUGCUGCUGCUCCAGUUUCAACUGUUCUGCCUUACUAUUAUUCAACCAUGCUGGUCAUUUAUGAAUAUUUGAACAUCUUGGCCACGUUCUGUUAUAAUCUCCACCCGGCACAGCCAGAAGAGGACUGGCCACCCCACAUAUGCUCUCUCUAAUUCUCUCUUUCUUUCUCUCUCUCGGAGGACCUGAGCCCUAGGACCGUGCCCCAGGACUACCUGACAUGAUGACUCCUUGCUGUCCCCAGUCCACCUGACUGUGCUGCUGCUCCAGUUUCAACUGUUCUGCCUUAUUAUUAUUCGACCAUGCUGGUCAUUUAUGAACAUUUGAACAUCUUGGUCAUGUUCUGUUAUAAUCUCUACCCGGCACAGCCAGAAGAGGACUGGCCACCCCACAUAGCCUGGUUCCUCUCUAGGUUUCUUCCUAGGUUUUGGCCUUUCUAGGGAGUUUUUCCUAGCCACCGUGCUUUUACACCUGCAUUGUUUGCUGUUUGGGGUUUUAGGCUGGGUUUCUGUACAGCACUUUGAGAUAUCAGCUGAUGUACGAAGGGCUAUAUAAAUAAAUUUGAUUUGAUUUGAUUUGUCAGCUUAUGACCCAGUAAGCCAUGUGGAAAACCUCGGCAAAGGGGUGACACCACAAUCACAUUGGCAACAGUGCCAGAGACCUCCGAGACAUGCCCUGUGUAGCUUAAUCUAAAAAGUGACCUCCUCUCCUUCAUCCAAAUGGACUUAAAUGCCCCCCUAACUUAGUCCUUGCCAGAAGCCUUCAGGGGGAUUAGCUUUCAAUUUCCCAACUGUUUCAAGAUCAGUGUGGAUAAAUGAAAGGAUAUAAGAAGAGGAAGCCAUUUUAGACUAUUGGGAUGCACAAACUAUGCUCUGAUAUAACAGAACGACAACGAACAGUCUGUAGAACAGAAGACAGAGGACCUUGAAAUUUUUUCGAGAAAUAUAUAUUCAUGUGUAGUUCAGCUCAAAUCGAUUGCAUUUGAACCAUCCUAUGAAAACAAAAUUCCCACGUCCUCAAUCCCCUUUUAACAAAAUAAUCAAAGCUCAACUUUCAGUUCAGUUACUGUACCUUAACCUAAGCUUAGGGAUUUUACUAUAGGAGACAAAAACAAUACAUUUUCAGGUAUCGUAGUUGACGCGAGUCAGACUAUCUAUGCUUAAAAUACAGUUACAGUAACUGGCUUCAUGAAAGAAGAAUGCACUUCAGUGUUAACUGCACUAGACAAACAUUUAAAACAUCACUUCAUGGAACUCUGACAUUUCAAUUCAUCAACAUCAAAACUGAACAUUAUAAAUAAUUAAAAACAAUGCAACAUUAACAUAAAUAAAACAGGGGAGAAACAAUCAGUAAGGAUAGCUUUUUAGUACAUUUUUUGCUUCAUAUACAAUUAAAACUCACCCAUACAGACACACGUCCGUAAAUGGUUGACUGCAAUAUGACAUCUUCAUACACAGCGGGGCAACUUCCUGUUUCCAGGCAUAAACAACAGAA